Camelina sativa (false flax) is the source of this 353-nucleotide messenger RNA. Lineage: Eukaryota; Viridiplantae; Streptophyta; Magnoliopsida; Brassicales; Brassicaceae. The record is from RefSeq and is a predicted model, not a curated record.
UCUUCUUCUUCUUCCAAAACCCAAUUCCUCUCUGGGGAUAGAUAACGAUGACGUCCCUAACCUCAUCUCUGCAAGCUCUGAAGCUUUCGUCUCCCUUCGCCCAUGGCUCCACUCCUCUCUCUUCCCUAUCUAAGCCCAAUUCGUUCCCGAACCCUAGAAUGCCGGCUUUAGUUCCGGUCAUCAGAGCGAUGAAAACGAUGCAGGGGCGCGUGGUGUGCGCAACCAACGACAAGACUGUGGCGGUGGAGGUGGUGAGGCUGGCUCCCCACCCAAAGUACAAGAGGCGAGUGAGGAUGAAGAAGAAGUNAAAACCCCCCAAAUUAGGCUUUACAAUUAGGCCCAUUUUACUGUAA